AUGUCAUCUCGAAUAUUCGAGUACUUCGUUGUCUGCGGCAUCGGGCCAGAGAUCCAGACCCUCGAUGGGGAGAAAGGUUACCACGGGACGGGGUAUAAGUACGCUGUUUCCCUCCUCGAUCAGUUCCCUGCAACCGACCACUCCCUUUAUCCUCCUCCACCCCCGCAGCUGUCAACGGUGUGCACUUCUCCUAUCAUUCUCUAUCAGCAACAGUCUAUUUCUUGCUUCCGAUCUGAUCCAAUCUUUCCGAGUCCGUCUCUAUGUUGAAUCCCUCAUUAUCUCUGCACGAGUUUUAUUUUGUUUUGAUUGCACUAAGACUCGGUUACGGUUGUCUUGAUCAAGUUACCAAAAAAAUUAUGUGAAACUCUCGAUGCUCGUGUCGGUUUUUUACAUUAAAACUCUGAUUCCUGUGCAAUGCACCCACAAUUUGUCGCAUUGAAGACAGUCUAGACCAUCUUAUACAAAUACUUACGGCUUUGUUUCAAUUCUUGAUUUAUUUCAUCCGAAUACUUACGGCAUUGUGUCAUACAAACCCGACACCAUCUGAACCUUGCACGAUAGCCCGUAAAAUUAUUGCGGAGGACAGACCAUUGUCUUCGUGUACUAAGUUAAGUCGAACGCAUAAUUUAAAGUAAGAUAGUUAGAAAUUCAUCUUCAUUUUUUAUUUUUUAAUCUUCUAGACCAUCAAUCAUGUGAAGGGAUGGAUAAAUUCUGCUGGAUUUGAUUUGAAGCAUAAUAUGCGUGUAUAUGUACACAGUGACUGGUAGAAAGUUGGUAUAUAUCCGUAGCCUGCUGAACUAUUUUCAUGCUAUCCACAUCUAGGUGCCAUGUCCUGGGUUGUAUAUUUUCUAGGAUCCGCGUUGUUGGGGUUUUCUAUUCAGUGGGCUAUCCAUUUUAUUCUUUUAGAUUUCUAUUAUUUCUGUUCCAAACGGGUAGACUCAUAAUUUCCAUGCUCUUCUGUUUAUUCACUGCUUCUGAUUUCAUUUGAUGUCCUUGGUUUUUUAUCCUCUACUCGCAAACUGGAAAAUAUUAUCUUUCAUUGUAGAUGGAUCACCACUCCGAAUCAUUAUUAUAUACAUCUGGUGUUCAUUUAUUUACUUUUUAGCACUACUGUGUGAUGAGACGUGCAAAAUAUUUUCUUGAGACAAGUCUAAUUCGAAUGGAAUACAAAAGUAUCUAUUUAUAUUCCGGUUCAAAUCAGUGCUUAUGAUUUUUUAUUCCGUAAAAUAAUAUUGCUCUCUUUUUUCAUGGUAUGAGCCAUUACUAUAGUGUGUUCUGCCAGCCGGUAUUGAGUUCUAUGACUCUGGAAUUGACUCAAAUGAUGUAUCUACUUGUGCACGGAGCUAUCCAAUAGUACUAACUGGUAAUUCUCCGGUUCUGCUAUGCCUUUUAGUUUUCUUAAUGUUUUAUAAUUAUCUAUUUGCAACUUUCUUCUUUAGCAAUCAUCAUAAUUUAUGAUUAGGGGCAAGAAUAAAGAGUAGAAAUCAUUCAGGAGGGGGAAGCCUAUGUGAACGAAGGAAAGAACAUGGUCUUCUUAAACAAGAAAAUGCUUGUUCAUGUCCCUUACAGAAAAGUAUAUUCUGUUUUCCAUGUGAGUGUAAUGUAGUUCUAUAGUGGAAGUCCUUAAGAAUGGAAGCCAUAUUGUAUCCUGGUGCAUCUUCUAAAUCUCUUGUGGAAAUGAACUUCAGAGAUCUAGUUGGUCUGGUGACUCCUCAAAUGCUUCUAGAGGUUCUUUGCAAGGUCCUUUGCAACAUGAAAGGACACGUGGAUUGUCUUCCAUGUAAAAUCUUCCUCGGGAAAAUCCUCACCUUGUGUAGAGACUCAUGCUGUGUCUCGUCGCCUCAUCUUCCAUGAUAUGGCAGGAAACCCAAUUUUUUAAUCGUCCACCAUCUAUCUGCAUCCUUUUUUCCAUUUGACAAUUGAAAGAAAAUAAAAUAAAUUUGAGAUAUUGUUGAGUGGUCGCUGGCAUAGCUGCAUUUUCUCGUGGAAUAACCAUGACAAGCAGACUUCUCAUUUUGGAUUGACGCCACAACUAGCCAAUGAGCAGGAUCCUCAACAGAGAGAGGUAUCUCCCUUUACAUCUUUGAGAAUCAUCUAUCUGGGGAUAAAUUGAGAAUAAGUUGAGCGAGUAUUGGCCAUAAUCUUGUAAACGAUAGUAGUAGCCAUAGGCAUUGCUGACUACAUCAGAAAGAUGAACAUAGAUGAAUGGGAAAUUAAUUGUUCUUGAAUAUAACAAUCGGUUGAAAAACGAAAACAAUUAAAUGAGGAAUUGAAAAAAUUAGCCAAUGGAACACGAGCUGUGUUCUUUAUGGGUAACUGGGGUGGUGAUGUUCUAAUUUCCUAUUUUAUGCAGGGACCUUUGCCCUUCAAGUUGAUGUGGUAUGUUUCAUUGAACGAUUAGAUGUUCAUUUUAUGUUUUGUGACAAACUGCAGAAGGAGAUGGCUCAAAAAUUUACGUUAGUUGCAUUGCUUUCCGGGACCCAGUCUGUAAAGAUAUUUGUGAGGCAUAUGGUAUCCCAGCAAACUCAUUUGCAGAUAAAUGUAUUUGUCUUGUAUCACGCUACCCCAGUUUUAGUGUGCUUCGGGAUGUACUGGAAGAAUUGUUUAAUCUCUGCUUUUCUUCCGUUGGAAGCAGGUUAUGUUCUAAAUCUCUCUUGAUUUUGUCAUUUUUUCUACUCCCUUAUUCAUGUUCCCUAUGCUUCUCUUUUUUAUCGUUUACUAACAGCAGUAGGUGCAUGACUUUAUCCUUAUAUUUUUUAUGAUGUGGAUGUGUACACUAACCAUCAAAAUGGGUAUGGAUAUCAAUCAUGGCAUAUAUUAGAAGAAAGAUACCAGCACACACGUGUAUGAUCAAACAAUAUGAAUUAGUGCAAAGAUAAGACUGAUUACAAUGUGGGUGAUGAUCGCCAAAAAAAAAAGAGAAUCUAGUGCUCAGUAGGAUGCGGCUUACCUUUUUUAGAGUUCUAAUGUAUACAAUGUUCAAACCGUAGGAAAUAAUGAGGCAUUUUUCCUGAAAGUCAGAUCUGAAGUGGAGGAUAUGUCAUGGAAGGCAAUCCUUGUGAUCAGAUUGCUCUCUUUAUGUCGAACAUGAAUACUUCCUUGAAUGUCAUCAGGAGUCAUAUUGUCACUUUGUUUAUUGGGGAGUCAUUUUCAUUGAAGCUUUGGAUAUGCUACAGCACAAAAUAGGCAUGUAAAAUAUCACUGUAGUGAGGAUCAAAGGUGAUCAGAAGGUAUGCUGUGUCUAAUCUUGUUUGAAAACUGUUGUGCCAUUUGAAAAGCGAGACUUGAUAGAUUUUUUUGAAGAUAAUUUUUUCGCAAAGGCAGUGAUUAUUACCGUAUGUGGUAAAGACAGAGAGGUAAACCGUCUUUUCUAAUGUAGGAUAUUAUUUUUGAUUGGGCGGUUUGCAUGAUCUUAUGCAUCAUAGUGUAGAUACGUCAUCGUGCAAGUCACUAUUCACUUUCUGAACAAAAGAGAAUACAUUUGAUGUUUCUGUCCAACGAGAAUUCUUGCCACACCUGAUGCCUCUGCACCGUUUUCUCCCCUACCUCUUCACCCUUCCGUAACUGGGUGCAAAGAUUUCAGUUUUGGCUUGUGAUUUGACAGCCUCCAAUGGAAUCAGUGCCACUUUUUCGGUCCAUUGUUACUGAGGGGCUAUACUAGUUCUCUCAAACUAGUGAGCAAGUUUCACAGACAUGAAUCUGUCACUACGGAUAUAGAAGUCACAUCUAUGGUUAACGUCUGCAAGGACAACAAUGAGAUCCCAUCCGUCUGAUAAGCAUAACUCUUCUGUUAUGGAUAAUGGCAUGAGUGAUUAGCAAUCUCUACAUGUUGUUCGCCGGAUCAUGACCUGGGAGUGAUCGAUAAAAUAUUGAUGUUUGAUGAAGAUUGUUACGUUUAAAAAAUCACGGUAACUACAUGAGUAGGGGACCCCGUGAGGUGUAGUGAUUAAAAAAUCAGAAAAAAGAACCAGACAGGUGUCGGCUGUUGCUCUUAUGUCCAAGGUUGUUUCACAGUUUUUACUGCUCAUGCAGGAUUGGCUAUAUUUAACGAGGUUGUCAUUACAUAGUCCCUUUGCAUUGACACAAAGUUAGUUGUCACAAACGAAAAGGUGGUACACCGGUUAAUAAUAUUUUUGUAGAAAUUGUUUCCAUCAUCACAAUGCUAAUACUAUUUUAUUUUAUUUAUUUUAUUUUAUUGUAUUUACAUCUCUAUUAGUCUUUUAGGUAUCAUGGGCAUAACUAUUGCGGACACUUUUCUUAGGGCUUGCUUGAGUAUUAAGCCAUAGUAAACUUGGUGAGAAAGAGCUAUUUUCUGUAACACUAUUUAGAAGCCACCUGUUUUUUUCCUGUUUAUGAACGUCUUUAUACAAAUUUAUGAAUGGAAACUAUUGUUUCAUACAUCUAUUAAAUGGUAUCCAGUCUAUGAAAAGUGCUUUCUACACACUAUACACUGUUUUCAUUGCACUGUUUCUGACAGGGUACUUCUUUAAUGCUAUCAAGUACAGUUCCUUAUUCUGUUCUAUGCAGAUAUUUUUUUUGUAGCAGUUUACAUGUUGUGCAUCUGCCAUACAUGGAACUCACAACCAUCAUGAAAAACUUACAGCUUGCCGUUGUGGGAUAUCAUAGCACAUAUGGUAUCGAAUGUUCCUCUUCCUACACCGGGAAAGGAUCGAGUUUUAUUUGCAAUUGAUAACUGCCUUCUCUCUGUGGAGGCUCCACCAAAGGAGGGCCUUCCACAUGCAGAUGUAAUGGAACUUUUACAAAUAUGGAGUUUCUUCUACAAUUUUCGUAUAAAUAUUUAUGACAAUCAUAAUUUUUCACCUGAUGCAGAUAUCUUUUCAACAUCUGAUGCAAUGUUUGGAUGUUGAUAACUUGAUCAAGCUUUUCACGGCUGUUCUUCUUGAAAGAAGAAUUUUACUUCGGUCAAACAAGUAAUUUCCAGAAAAUCCUAUUUUUAAAAAACUGUGGUCAGAUAAAUAGACCUUGCCAAUCGAUUUGAAUGAUUAUCCAAUACUUCAACAAGGCUUUCACUAAUAUGCAGAGUAACUCGGUGAAGCUAUUUUUUGGGAUUAAAUUUAAAUUAUCGAAUAAGAUUUUUUUAUGCCUUCCUGCUUUAAUUUAAUUCUCAUAACAAUUCCAUAGAGAAUUUUUUUCAUCCAUUUAAUUUUUUAAAACCCUUAUUUUUACUGCCAUUAGGGAUUUUGUUUAUUUUCAUCAUGGCAUGAUGCUAUUUCUACUGAGUAAUGGUAAUGCAUUUCCUCCCUACUUUUUGACUCAUUAUAAAACACAUUCUUACGUUGAAAUCAAGUUUGCAUACUUCAUGUUUGUCAAUGGAAUAUAAUGUGGAAUAACUGGAGAUCUUUUUCUUGUUCCUCAGGUACGCUCUUUUAACUCUAGUUUCGGAGGCUAUCUGUCAUUUGAUAUAUCCAUUUAGGUGGCAGGUAAGUGCAAAGUUAUUUCAACUAGAGAGUGCAUAUUUUUUAUCAGUUAAUCAGAUUAUUAUUGUUUUUUAACUUUAAUCAGGUACACAUUAUAUCGUUAUUAUGAUUAUUUUCUUCUGCGCUUACGAAUUUCUUGGCCUCUUUGCAUGUCUCAUUAAAGUUUUUCUGUGAUUUUGCAGCAUGUGUAUAUACCAUUACUGUUUUUCAAGGGGGUAGAAUACAUUGAUGCACCUACACCAUACAUGAUGGGGCUUCAUUCUGGUGUUGACACAUUUGGUCUCACGAUGGACGGUGUAAGUUAGUUUUAUUUGUCUGGCUCUAACUUCUGACGUCAAAUUCUCACACCUGGGACCGACUAAACAUCUAUUUUCAACUUUUUGCUAGUAGUUUACGAUGAAUAUCUCAUCACAGUAUUUUGUGAUGCAUACUUUUUUAUCUCAUCUUGUCACGGUACAUCUUAGAAAGGAUCUGUUGUUUAGUUGCCAUUAAAUCCUGGUGCAAAAAAAGUUGCAUACAUUCUGACUGUGAAUUAAGACCGAAACAUUGAUUGUCCCCUGUAUCAGAGUAUAGUGUUAAUGCAUUCUUCUUAAGAGUGCUGAUAAUAGUAAGCAGAGCGGAUUCUUACUCUCGAACUGUUAUCUGUUAUACAAUAUAUUAUGAUAUUAUAAAUGUUAACGAUGGGAAAACAGGUUGCUGUAGUAUUUACUGUCAUAUGAUUAACAUAUGUUCAAUUGAAAUUAUUGUCAUAUCACUUGAAGUAAUGUGAGAAAACAGCUUGUUUAUUUUACUACUGUGACAAGUUUCUUUCUCAGAGUUGAUCAACCUUCAUAGUGUGCAGGACUUAUGUUUAUCCUCAACCAUUAGAUGAAAUGUGUGUUCCAUUUUGUCCAUUUUCGAAGGAGAUACUGCGAAAUUUCAAUGCUUGAUGACAAAGUUUCAUAUAGGAUUUCUCCUGGCAUGCGUUUUCGGGUAUCACAUCAUCUUCACUAUCAUCAUUAAUUACUGCAGGUCGUUAUUGUGGAUCUAGAGUACAAUCAGAUCACUAUAACGGAGGAAAUACCACCUGUGCCAGAGCCUGAACUAGGUUUUUUACGUGGCGAGAUAACUAGAUUGUUGCAUCCAAAGAUAGUUCAGAUAGAUCAACUGAAGAAAUCUUCAGGCAAUGUUUUUGAUCUGCAUGGUAAGGGAAGCAGCAGACCUUGGGGGCAAGAGCAUGAUAUUCAACUCAGGUGAUAUAGAUGAAGAAAAUCAUUUUUAAGCCAUUUAUUUAUUUCUUCAAAAUUAAAUGUCCAAGAUGUAACCAGCAUAAAUUUUGCAUGUCUGCUGCAAUAUUUAUGUUUCAGAGUUUUUAUUUUGACUGGCACAUAAUCGUAAUGCAGUUGGUUCUUUGGCUAACAUCCCGUUUUUGUAUAAAAUCUUUCUGUUACCUGGGGAAAUAAUCGAGGCGUGUUUCUUUAUUACACUUGGAUAAGCUGCACAACUUAGUGCUACCUUCUUAACCCCUCGCUUCCAGAGAAACUGGUUGAUCACAGAAAUUGUGCUAUCAAUUUCUGGUACCACCUUGAAAAAGGUUGGGGCGAUAGUUGUUUGCCAGUUCCUUUGGACUCUUCAUUAUAUAUAGCAGUUCCUAAGUUGAUUGGAUAACGCUCAUGAUCAAUCACAAUGAUGACGGCGUUCCUGUCCAUCACCUUAUGUAGAAAUGCCAUUGUGUUUCAUUUAGUGUUGCAAUUCAAUGUGGAGAAGGGUGGCCAUGCCAUUGCAAUAACAGAUUUACACUAAAUGCAUUUCUUUCUCAUCGUGAUGCAGGUUGAUAUUUCUUAAAUUUUUCGCCUCACUUUUGAGUGGAUACCGUAAUUUUAUAGUGAGUUUCUCCUUCAUAAUUUGAUAUUUUCAUCCACGUUUGAAGAAUAAACUCUGGUAUUUCUGUUGAUCCAAUCCCUCUUUAUCAGGAAAAUAGUGCAACUCAUGUUUUUAACUCUCAAGCAUUUCUAAAGAAACGUGCUCGCUCGACUAAUCAACCACCCGAAUCAAUGACAAUGGUAUUCAUUUAGAUUAACUCUUACUUUGAACCACUUAAUGUUUCAUGUCAUCAUUUUCGAUCUGCUCUUUCUCUUCUUGAUGUUUAUAGUGCGUUUUUCUUAGUUGUAUGUAACUGAAUACUGGUAAAUGUUACUUGCUUGAUAUAUUUAUAUGUGACCUCUCAGUUUGUUGUUCUGAUACUGUUGUGAAAUAAUCUUAAGGAAAAUCGUGCUCUAUAUUAAGGAAAAUGUGUUGUGAGCUGGCACGUGACAAUAUUAUUACAGGAGUGCCCAUAUACUUGCACAUCUGAAACUUCAAAAAGGAAGAGUUUCAGGAAUUCCAUGUGAAUUGUUAAAAGAAGAAAGCCUAGGACCAGGUGAGAUAUUAUGUUCCUUACAUACAAACUUAGUUUCUUUUCUACCAGGAGAGGCAUCUUAAAUUUCAUGGUAUUCAUAAAUAUUUGAGAUACACCUGUAGAUCCUGUUGUGAUCUAUGGGAAGAGCAUCAUAGACAAGACUAUGACUGAUUACUAUGGGUGAAUAGAUCCCGUGGGCUACUUGACUGCCCUUUUGGAAAUUUAACUGUUUAAGAUACUCAUCUGGAAGAGUUCCAACAUAGACCGUGUAUAUUUUACCACCUGAAAAGACAACGGUUUUGUCACCCACAGGUCACAUAGCUAGUAAUUCAGUUUUUAGAAACCAAAAUCGUCUGAGAAAAACCUUUGUUUGCCUCGUGAUUUGGUAGUUAGAAUCUAUACAAAUUUUUAAGGGGUUCUUGUAGGAUCCUUGGCCAUGAUUCUGGAAUAUUUAAAGCGGAGUAUCUAUUUUUCUGUGUAAUCUAACUUAUGCCUGGGCAUCAUUUCUGAAGUUCCCCGUAUUUAUUAUCAAUCAUCGGAACAAGUUUCUAAAUCUUGUAACAGAAAAACUAUGGUCAUUUAGUGUAAAUCCCCUGCUGUCUAGAAAUCCUUUCUGAAAUAGUUCAGAACGGUAUUUUGACACUAUUUAGAGAAGUUCUGAGAAUCACAAUUCAUCAAUGUUAAUUAAAAGAUAAAACAUAUAAUAGUAAAUUGUGAUUUUCUAUUCAUAUCAUAAAAAAGUAUUUUAUUCUUUCUGGUCCAUUUGGGAUUUAGUAUUCCAAAUGCAUCCAUAUCUGAUUGAGUCCAGCCAGUUUGUGUGGCAUGAUGUAUUUAUUGGAUGAAGCACUUGACUAAGCCUGCUGCGUUAUGCUGAAAGCUAGAUUGUUACAGUCCUACAUCUGCUCGGAAAAUAAUAUGUUAUGAUUAAAAUAAGAUAAUUUGCCAAUCUUCUGGUGAAACCUUAAUAUCUUUUUGUAUCUUCUUGGCAAGCAAGUGACAUGACCCCACACAAACACUUCUAUAAUAUUUGUAUAUCAAAAAGCAUGCAGUGAAAUAAAAUGCCUAAUGCUUAAUUAUUAUUUUUUCACGUCAAUGACAAGGAUGUAGUAAAACAUGACAUGCCCUUAGGCCACUCUGACUCCAUAUUUUGGUUCGUUUUGUGUCUCAUCUAAAAAAUCUUUGAACUGCUUAUCAAGGAAAGCAGUAGAUUGCAGUUGAUGUGGAGAAAACAGGAAAUGGACCCAAAGCGUCACCUUUGUGGAGUAUGUAUUUAGAAAAAAUAGAACUUGAUGUUUUCAAUGUUACCGUAACAGUGUGUGAUUUUGAUUUGGUUAUGGUCACCUAGACUGAAUCUAAAUCAAGGCCUCAUGGCAUCAGCAGAUUUUUAGGCCAUUAAGCACGAGAGCAUCCUCGUCAUGUUGGUUUUGUCCCAAAAAUUUUCUAGUGCUUUAGUUUGUGCCUGCAACAUGACGAAAUCUUAAACUGAACUUUGAAAUGAGUGCCAAUGUUACCUAAAAGAAAAGUUGGCUACUUGAAGUUAAUUUUAUUUUUUUUACUUUGGUGGAAGCUACCUCCUUCAGAGAAGUUGAUUAAGGAUCUGUAGUUUUCAGUUAGUUGCUAGGAACGGGCACAUUAGUAAAUUACCUCAGGAAUUUUCCAUGAUACAGUGCUACUUCACGACUUGUGAAGGAUUAUUUCUAUUUUUAGAGUUGAUAGACUUAGGCACUAGUCUUUUUUCUAGAAAGAUAGAUAUUUCUCUUUAUGGCAUUCCCCAUUUUUUCAGCAUUCCGUUGUCAUCUACAUCAAUGAAACAAUAAUCGUCCUUCUGGUUCUUUUCACUUCCGCCAGAUAUCACAGUUUCUCGAUUCACAAGGUUUUUCUGACUAUGUGGAGAGAGUUGCGACUUCAGAUGGUAAUUUCAAUCUUCUUCACAAGUUACAAGAUGCAAUUGGGAGAGGUCAAAGCCCUGCUGCUAUUCUUCCUUCUCAAGGGGAACUAGAGAUCAUAACUAUAUCAGAUCCUGAAGUUGGUUCAGAAGGUGAUAUGCUGAUGCCUUCAUUUUGAUUAGCACUCGGUGAAACUUUAGAUAGUGUUGUAUAAGACGUUAUUGCUCUCCAAUGCUCAGCACUGUUUUAUUUUUUAUGAGUGUUUGUCUUGACCGAUGUGCUAGAUAAAGUUGAAGUCUAACUUAUAACUGUUUUGGUAGUAUCAUUUGGUAAAUCCUUGACUAAUGAUUUAUUUAUUUAUUAGGAUCUGGUGCUAAGUACUGUUAUGAUCGUUUCCCAUCAAAUAUUAGAACGGAAGAGCAGGAAGAAGAACGUAGAGUAAUUCUGGCAACAGCAAGUGGGAACAUUGACCACUCAGGAAAGUAUGCUCCCAGGUAUGCUGUACCAGCAGCUUUCAGAUACCGUAAUCCGAAUAAUAAAGCCAAAGUUUAACCAGAUCAUUUGAUUAUACAAGUGAGAAUAUUCUUCCCAGUAGAUUUUGACAUUGGCAUCUUCCUACCCCUUAUAAUCUCAACCCUGAACGGAAAUUAGCUAGCUUUGUGUUUGAUUGGGUUACGUGAGCAAUUUUUUUGCCAGAUUUUCUUUCAGUGAUCUCAAAAACUGAGUUAACUUUUAAGUACUGUGCGGCCUUUGUUCCUUUGUACGAUUGUCAGUUCAUACUGAAGCAUGCAUAGUAUUUGAAACCUUAAAUGUAAGUAUCCCACCAUCUCCUUCAUCUAUACCCUGCCGUUAAGUGAUUCUAAGAUACAUUUGUGCGUAUGAGACCAAUGAUUCUAUUCAAUGAAUUAUUUUUUAGAAACAUUUCAUGAAUUCAUUGAGACCCACUUAAUUCUGUCUUUCAGCUUACCUUCUCUGGCAGUAGGCCUGGAUCCAAGGGCAGAAAGUCUUAGCCCCAGGGAGAGAGCUGUGAGUUUUUCUAUCAGUAAAAUUUGUAUAUUUCUGUACGUAUCUAGUUCUUGAACUGUGCUUGUGGCUGACAGGCUGAGAGGGAAAGAAUGGUCUUGGACAUCAAAGUAAAGCUACAGGUAAAGUCUUUUAUGUUUAGCAAUGAAUUGGAACGCUAGCUGCAUGUUAUGUUGCAAUGUAAUUUUAUAGGGAAGCAAAAGAAAGAGUGCAAUCGAAUUCGUCUUUUGCGCUACCAAUUCUUGUAUCUUCGUAUCAAUCGGUUAAUAACAUUGGUCCCUACUUCUCUCGAAAGACAUCGAAUCUACCUACUACAAGGAUGUAGUCCUAUUCUUUUCAUAUUUUUGCAACAUGUAAACUCUUAUUCUAACAUACUACAAGGAUGUGCGACACAAAAUGAGUACGUCUGCAUUUUUCUAUUUUUGCCUUUAUGCCGAUAUUCGGAAAUAUGCGCAGGGAACAUUGAUUAUUUGGUUUGUGAUCCUGGCACACGUUUUGGUGAUUACUCCAUAUAUGCUUGGAAUUUGAUUUUUGCCCCUUCCCAUCUAUCUGACUCUAAACAAUUAGUUUUUCUAUUUUAUUUGGUAGUUAAAUCUCAUUUUCAAAAGUUACGAGUUUGUGGUCCUCAGGACUGGGAAAGAGGUGGAUUUUUUUCAGUUUGCUUGGGGGGGGGGCGGCUUCUACUGACUAUUGUGCAGUUCUGAAUAUUACGGUUUUGUCGUACUCUGAAUAAUUAAACCUAACAUGAUAUGAUGUAGAUCAUUUGUCAUUGUGUUAGAUGGUAUUGGCUUUGUAAUCCUAAGAGAAAUCCACAACUUUAAGUGAAAAGGAUUUUGGUCCCAUUGAUUAUUAUGGAAUGAGCAACAACAAUUGCUCUGUGAUGGUAUUUACCUUUGUUCUCAGCGUGAAUUCUUUUCUAGAAUUACUGGUCGAAAUUUUAUGUUUUAAAUUCUAGAAAGUUGUUUAUGAGCCACGUGAAAACUUUUUGAUGUUAUUAAUUUUCUUACUUUGAUAUUUCUGUGUAAAUGAGGUCCCUUCCGCUGGUCAUUGUAUAGGGUUUGUGGGUGCGUCUUUUGAAGCUUGGUGCGACUGAGGAUCCGCUCUCAUCUUUUGAGUAUGGCACAAUCCUUGGUAUGAUUCGUAAUACUUCAUCUUGCGUAGCAUGCUGUGGUUUCAACUGCAUCCAAUAGCUAGUCUGCUCUAGAUUUUCUGGAUAAAUAUGUUAUUAUCUCAUGAUCCACAUUUUGUCUCACAGCUUUAAUCGAGUCAGAUGCAGAAGGGAUUGGAGGGAGUGGGUUUGUUGAGUGUAUUAGGGAACACAUUCAUUCGGUUUGUAUAGUUUGGAAAAGUUCUAUUGAAUAAUCGUCCUUACGGGAUUAUUCUUAUUUAUUUUUAACAUUACUCUUAGGGAUGGCAAUGCCGAUUGACAGAGGAGCAAUUUAUUGCAGUCAGGGAACUCGUAAGUUUCGUGACUUUCUUACCCUGUGAUAUGUUUAUUUCCAAGUGUUGGAUUUCUAAAUCUUGAUGUACUGUGUAUGGGGAUUCACACCAUGGGGAUGGUCAUCACAGGAACUUCUAGUCUGAGGGUAUAUUGGGAAAGAUCACGUAGGGUUAUCUCCCUAUUUAUGGGGUGAUAAAUGUCAAUAUAAAGUGAGAUGGUUUCCCGCUCCUUCCCUGUCCUCUCAGUCAGAGGAAAGUUCUCCACACCGUCUAUUUCUCUCUUUUUGUUUCAACACCAAGGUGUGACAGUUUUUUUGGAUCUUCAGAAAUUUGGUUAUUUGUUUUCUAACCUUCUUAGUGCAUUUUUAUCAGUUUCACUGAUUGAUAUUUUCCUGAGUUAACUUGAAUUCUACUUCGUUAUGGAAUACUUCCUGAGGGCCUUUUUCUUUCUUCGAUCCUAAAAUAUAUUAUGGGGUCUAGACAGAUUCUUAGUUUAUCUGAACUGUGAGUCCACUACUCCAGGUUAAAGUUUCAUGCCUCUACAGCAUUCUGAUAAAAAACCUGUCUAACUUUCACUGGACACAAUCUUCAGGAUUCGAUUUCCCUUAGUUUAUUAGAGUUAACUAGUCUUGUAACCUUGAAAUACUACCUUGUUAUGUUCCUUAGAAGUUUUCUUUUUAGUUGAUUGCUCCUUUAAAAGGUAAACUUAAUGUUUUCAAAAGAAUCUGCUUCUUAGUAUUUGACUCUUCUUUCAGGGCCAACUUCUUAUUUUCGUUAGGUUUCUUGUUGGUGAGGUUUAUUGUCUUAUUAAAGAGAGACAUGACCCUCAUUGUCGGCUUGUUGAAUUAUUGUGACGAAAUAUUGUUGAUUUCUUUUUUCUUUUUCGAUGCUUAAGUGUACCAUACUCGUGUGCUUUAAUUCGCUUUUUUCCUCCUUUAUCACUUUGAUGAUCCAUGCUUACCUCUGAACACUUUGCGGUUCUAAGGCUUACAAAAACUUUCAUGAUGAAUUGGUUGGAUAGUCAGUAUUUGCUUGUCAUUGUUGGUGGAUCAUCACUGCAUGUGGAGAUAGAAAUGAGGAAAAUAAUCCGGUUCGUCGUCAGAUCAGCAUGCCUUGGUAGUCAUGUGGAGAUGUAGUGAGGGAUACUUGAAUUACCAGUUCCUCAUGUCUUCUUUUACAGAUUAAACGCAAGAACUUCCGCAUGAUACAAAUUAGAACUCCGGUUUGGACUCAUUUAUGCUGUCAUUCAUGGGUUUUUUGGAAAAACAACAGUGGAAGGAGAAUGACGAAACUGUUGGAAGAAAUUGUAAAUAAGUCCUAAAUUGUAUUUUUCAUUAUCAAUACCUUCUUGAGGCUGCCUCUUCAAAUUGCCACUUACUACCUGCUUCAUGUUGAGCGAUUCUGAUCAGAUAUCACUUUUAUGAAAGAUAUUUGAAUCUUUGGUUCCCUUCAGUUUUGACUUAAAUUAGUCCAAGCCGGAGUUCAUAUCAAUAGUCCCUUCAGAGUGACAUAUGGUCACUCUUUUGCACUUAAUGAUCCCAUAUAUAUUUUUCUCCUAAUUUUAUCACUAUAUACUGGAUUUUUUAUUUAUCUGUCAGAUCCUGUGAGUUUUUAUUUCUGUAUAUAAACAUGUAUAUCUUAUGUGGACUGUUGGACUAAUAAUGUAUCCAGCUCAAGACUGCAAUAAGUCGUGCUGCAUCACGAAAUGACUUGGCAACAAUAAGGGAUGCGCUUGAAGUUUCGGCUGAAAUGUAUAAGAAAGAUUCAAAUAAUGUCCCAGAUUAUAUACAACGCCAGCUUAUAAGUCUAUCUAUAUGGGAUGAUUCACGGUAAGUCUUGUAGAGCGCUUGCUGCUACUUUAUGUAAAGAACAAUUUAUCGCUUUCUGUGUUAGGAGUGUUUUAUUUAGUUAGACACUUGAUUAGACGUCAAAUCACUGAGAUUAUGUAAUGUUUUCAAAACAUAAUCAUAUAUGCUCGUAAUUUGUUUGUUUCUUCAAUAUAGUAAACUUCUGACUUGAAAUUUUUCAUCCUAUGUCGAUGACUAUUGAGAACCAUCUAUGAUACCUUUAUACCAUUUAUGAAAUGCGUUUGGAGACAUUUUAAUACAUUAAUUGAUGCAGUAAACUAUGUGCCAGUAUAAAAGUCGAAAUUGGUCCAUAGCUUGGAAAUAUUUUAAAAUUUGUUCAUUUGCUGUAUUUGGUCCUAGUUUCACAUUUCGUUGCUAUGAUUGUCGAUUAGGAACAACCAUUCUCAUUGCUGUGGAAUGGAAUCAGUUCUUAUUUUUCACCAGAGUUAAUAGGAUUGGACAGUGUUAUGGGGUAUUAAGCUGAAAAAUCACCUAAAGUUUUUCAAAAAUUCAUGUUCUUUUAGUUUUUUGUCGAACUGAAUUCUAUUUCGUUGUUUUUUUUUCUGUGGAAUACAAUUAUCUUAGUUAACUGCCCAAAUUGAUGUUUCCUUAUCUGUUCUCUGUUGCAGUUUCUGGGAAGCCUAUUUUGAAAACUUAAUGGAGUGCUCCUCGAGCAAGUAUGGAACCAGUUUUUCUUAUAUUUCUUUGGUUCUCUUGUAUAAAAUUCUUAAUCUACCUUAGAGGUACCUUUUUGACAAUUUCAGCAAAGAGUAAAUACUGUGGCACAGAAAUUUUUUAACACGAAUAAAUAAUAACCCUUCUGUAGCAUAUAUUUCCUAUCAUAUCAUUGUUAGUAAUGAUGAAAAUACACCACAAUAGUACUUACUCAUAGCGUUAGCCUUUUCAUCAAGCUAUGUACUCUAAUGUAAUUCUCGGAUAUAUUCAUUUCAACUCACAUUUUGUGUUACAUUUUCUGAUUGCUCAGCUGAUAUAUGCUGAAAUUUAUUUUCCUAGAUAAUAUGCAGGUCUUUUUUUACGUAAUGAUUGAACUAACUACACUUUCUGGAACCUGUAACUGUAUACAACAUUUUAUAUGUUUCAGAUCGGUCAAUUAUGUCAUUCUUGUGACUACCCAGCUUUUUAUUGUGGCAUCACACAUGGUAAUACUUUUUAUGGUCUUUUUAUCAUCAGGGUUUGGAUAUCUAUCCAAAUUUUAAUUGCCUCUCCAGUACUAAUCUUUCAUCUUUGUUUCAUCAUGGAGGCUGGAUUGGGAAUUCCUGACAAUGAUGCAUGGAACGUUAUUGAAACAAUUGGAGAGAAAAAUAAUCUUGGAUUUAAGCAACUUGUGAGUCCUUAUUUGUUAUUAUUAACUUUAAUCAUAGUAUUCAUACCCGUAAGUACUGAUACCACUGAUUUGCUUCCAGAUCAAACUUAGAGGAUUGCUGUCGCAUAUUCAGCAAUUGCGGAUUGGCUAUUGGGGAUUUUCAGCAGGGAAGGUCCAGUCCAUUCUCUCAUAUGGUUUGCCAUCCCCGCGUCCACAGGAUGCCACAGAUGAAAGCCAACAAACUACAGAGGCAUCUGGAGUGGGGAGGAGUUGGGUGCAGAGUAUGUUCAGCAGAGAUGCAGCAUCAAGAAUUAAUUCACUUAGUCGAGCUCGUAAGUGGACCUAUGACUUCAGCAAUUCUAUUCUUGUUAAUUGAUAUUUUUCCUAAUUUUUCAAGGGAAUGCUUGAUAAUUUAUAUCCUCAUGUAGUUUCAUAUUCUGCUAGACUUUUGCAUUUUCAUUUCAUUAUUCUUAUUCCUUCUUCCUAUUUCAUUUACUUAAAUUUCACAUGUUUCGCUGUUUCAUGGAUUUUGUAGAUUACCGGUUCAUUUUGGAUUUUUACAUUAUAAACCUGAGUCUUGGCCAACCAGUGUUUCCUAGCGGCUCAUUAAUUUAUUGUCUAAGUCUCCAUUUCUCAAUAACUACCCAUUAAGAGCCAUGACCAAGUCGAGAUUAGUGUAAGCCUGAUAUCUCGCUGGAAAACUCUACUCAGAGCAUAUGGCACUUUUAUAUCCAAACCCAAUAAGGAUUAUGAUGAUGAUGACAAUAAGGAUUAUUUUCAUUUUCAAUACCGUUACUUUCUGUGUUUCUUUUGUCUUUUAUUCUUUUAUGCAAAUGUAAAUAUCGAAACUAAUAGCUUUCUUUGAUACCAGAGCUACCCUCUCCUGUACAGAAGAAAAUUCAAUCUAGUGUUCGUAUUCUGAAGGGUCAUUCAGGUGCUAUUACCGCACUUCACUGUGUAACAAGAAGAGAGGUUUGGGAUCUUGUUGGUGACCGUGAAGAUGCGGGAUUUUUUAUCAGUGGAAGCACUGACUGCACGGUAGUUUGAAGUUUGAUGUUAACUUUCCUUACAUUGUUAGUUAUUUUUUCUUCUUGGACUCAUGAAAAGGCUUCUUUUUAUCUUCUCUUUGAUUCACACCUAAAAUUUUAUGUAUUAUCUAAUAUCACGAAGAACAAGUGGCUGUUCCGCUGUAGUAAGCCCCUGGUUGAAGUCAGAAUCCAGUUUGAGUGCUCAAACUCCUAUGAUAUGAGGGAGUUUCUGAAAAUAUCAUUUCUGCUACCCCACAGUUCGUAACAUCACCCACUGGCCAUCCUGAUAUGAGGGUGGUUCCUGAUACCUUUUUUUAUGUGGUCCAGAACUUUGUCCCAAUAUUUAUGCUAUUGAUUGCAAUUUUCUUUUCAUUUCAGUAGGGGGGAAACCUGUUGAAAUAAAGACGGCUAACCAAAUUCAUUAUAAUUAUCUCAUUUACUUGAUACUGGCUUCUCAUUGUCUUUGGUGCAUAAUUUGACUUUCAUUGCACUGUUAACCAGUGUGUUUCAUUACGGAGUUUGGCACCCAUACUCCCCGUUUUCAGGAAUUUUUUUGGGGGCAUGCUACUAUAAUAUUCACAUGGAUCAGGUUGCCCUGGUAUCCACUGUAUUUGUGUGUUUGGACCAUGGAUGUAGGAAGAGCAUAACUAUGGAAUAAUCCAUGUUUUUGUGUGUCUGGUCCUCACUUCUUCUUUCUUUGUUUUUUGCUCUCUAUUCUAUCACCUCAUGCUAAUGAUAAGGAUCCCACCCCUAACAUGAUGCAUGCAUUUUUCAUGAUUACAGGUUAAAAUAUGGGAUCCUAGUCUUCGAGGUGCUGAACUCAGAACAACCCUCAAAGGGCACACGAGGCGGGUGAAAUAAUUUUUCGCUUCAUCUUUUCAGUUAUCAUUAGUGUCCACUUAGCAUUACACUCCAUGUGUAAUGCUGAUGUUUAUUUCCACUUGGUUAAAACAAUAGUACAUCAUUUGUUUCUUUUCACUGCAGGCCUAUUCGUGCUAUCAGCUCUGACCGUGGUAGAAUUGUAUCAGGAUCUGAUGACCAUUCUGUAAUUGUUUGGGAUAAGCAUGUAUUCCAACCUCUUGAGGAAUUGAAAGGUCAUGACGCUCCAGUAAGAUUCCAUCACCACUAUAGCCUUUCUGAACUUCUUCCAUUUACUAUUUUUAUCAUUUAGAGAAAUGUGGAGUUACAAGUAUUUUCUUAUAGAUUCAUUUCUUCUCUGUGAAAGACUUUAUUAUGAGUAGAGUUGGCCUUUGCAUUUCAGACAAGGAUUGAAUUUUUCAAAAUUGAUGUCAUUUUAACACGGCUACUCAGAAGCGGACAUAUCAUUCUUCUAGUCUCUGCACAUAGCUGAGGGGCAUAAUCUGAACGCUUAUAUCAUCUGAAGUUAUGGUUCCAAAUCAAAUUAGUAUGGCUGUUGUUAAUUGAAACUAAAGAAAGUGUCGCAGCAAUAUUCAGGGACUGGCAGAUUUUGCUCUGAAUGUGCGAGACAUGUAGGAAAGUGAGAGGCUCUCCAGUAAUAUUUCCAUUGCAUUGUAGACGUUCUUAAUGUGGAGUCUUCGUCAGGUUAUUAUUAUAGCACUUUUAUGUGCAAUGUGAGCUUGUAUACAUUUACAGCCCCCAUUUAAGACCAAAAAAAAACAGUUGUUAACAUCUACUUACGGUUAUGGUGAAGCAUAUUGCUUACUGAAUGAAUUCUCACUUCCGCUAUCUUGUUUUAAUUUCCUUCCAGGUUAGUUGUGUACGGAUGCUUUCAGGAGAACGUGUACUAACUGCUUCUCAUGAUGGUACCGUGAAGAUGUGGGAUGUAAGAACUGAUACUUGUGUGGCCACUGUUGGUCGCGGUUUAAGUGCCAUUCUCUGCAUGGAGUAUGAUGACUCUACUGGAAUCUUAGCUGUUGCGGGAAGAGAUACGUAUGAAUAUAUGAAAUUUGUAUUUCCACUUCUAUGGAUUUGCUUAUUUGCAAGUUAAUGAAUGUAUUAAAGCUACAAGUAUUGUGUUGUCAGGGUGGCAAAUAUCUGGGACAUUCGUGCUGGAAGGCAGAUGCACAAGCUUCAAGGACACACAAAAUGGAUCCGGUAAAACGCGGGACACAAAUGUUCAUUGUUUAGUCUCUCUCAUACUUUGGAUUCCACUCACUUGUGGAGAAUUUGUCGUGCAGGUCCAUAAGAAUGGUUGGUGACACUGUACUAACUGGAAGUGAUGAUUGGACUGCUAGAGUUUGGUCUAUUUCUCGUGGCUCAUGUGAUGCAGUCCUAGCCUGUCAUGCUGGUCCCAUCUUAUGCGUGGAACAUUCUCCAGCUGAUAAAGGCAUAAUUACUGGUUAGUUACUUCCCAUUCUACUGAAAUUCCUUUUCCUUCUACUUUCAGAGAAUUGUUAUUUUUUCGCCCUAGAUAAAGAGUUUGAGUUGCUUGAACUAUUUUCUAGUUUUGAACCUGUAUAAUUAGACAUCUGGUGCAAUCACUUCCAGGUUCCAUUGAUGGGAUUCUCCGCUUCUGGGAAAAUGAAGAAGGUGAAGUGGCUCUUUUUUAAUUUAUUAAUUUCUGAGAGAGAUAAAUAUGAUUACAUUUUCAUGUCGCCAAAAGUUUACCUUUUGUCGUCAGAUUGUCGCAGGCAUCAUUCUUGUUUCCUCAGUAUCCCAUCUUGGUUAAAGGAUUUACCUAUGCUUUUCAUUAUAUUGUGCAUCUUUAUAAGAUAAUCAUCAUUCAUCAUGUCUGUACAUCAGAAUGCUUUGCAUAUCGCACCUUGUCUUGUUGAGUAUUGUUGCGGGUUUAUUGUGCGGUCAGAAACAGGUGAUGAAACCGUUGCUAGUCAGAAUGAACAACGGUCACUUUCAAUAGUGCAAUAACUAGCUUCAGCAUCCAUCAACAUGGAUGAUGUGUUUCUCACCAUUGAGGGUUAAUGUCUAUCAUUAAAGAUGAUUACGUGGAGAAAACCUUACUAUUGAUCAGUAUGCGCCUUUUUGUGCUGCUUGCUUGAGCUCCUCGCCAUUCUAUCCCUCACUUUUUGCUAGUGCUGGGGUGUCUCAUCAUGAUUAUUACAUUCUAGGUGCCUCAGCCACAAAGAGAGAUAUGAUAAAUUAAGUUUUCUGAGAAAAGAAUGACCUGCGAGGAUUUUGAGAUAUUUAACUCCCAAAGGGCCGUGAACUCUGAGUAAUCUUAUCAAUAAAGCAUAAAGGUAAACACUGACGGCCAUACGAAAAAAAGACAACAAAUAAAUUUUUCAAAUGCGUUAGCAACGGGGUCAAAUUUGAAAAAUUCAGCUGGCAUGGAGAUUCUGUGGGUGUGAGGUCAUAUCUGAUGGAUGGACCGAUUGGUCAAGAGAGCUUAGUUAUGACCUAUUCGCUUUAGGAAAAAUAGUAAACGCUGAAUUGUACAGAAAACGGUGAGGAAUGACUCCCCUUCCCCCAGAGUCUUCAUGGAAAAACGCAGCCAGAAAUAUGAGUAGAAUAACUCAAUCUAUGGGCUGAUUUGUCCUGGAAUCUUCCAAUUCUGGAGAUAUUCCCUGAUUGUUGGGCCAAGCUGGCUAAUCGCGUCAGAUCACGAGUGUUGGUAUUGAGUAUGAAUGAGUUGUUUAUUUGGCGGAAGUAUUAUGUAAUGUUAAGUAUGUUUUUUUCUUAUUUAUCCUCUGCUUGUGUAAUUUAACAUGACAAUAAAGAUUCUGUGAAGCACUCUCCCAUAUUGAAUUGCACUAUUCACUGUCUGAAUUAUUAAAUUGUCUUGCACUUGUGACAUGAAUGUGAAAACUGUUCUAUUUUUUCACUCAUCAAUGCUGUAAUAACGGGCAGAUGUCAGGUUUCAUCCACUGAGGUAGAAAAUAGCAUUCUUAAUUUGCAGUCGAUUUCAUCCAUAUGUUGAUUGUGCUGGGGUAUACUGUUCUUUCUAACUGCAGGACGGAUAAAAUGUACGAAGAAUGUCACCAUUCAUUCUGCUUCUAUUUUGUCCAUCAAUGCUGGGGAGCAUUGGCUUGGGAUUGGAGCAUCAGAUAAUUCCAUGUCUCUCUUUCACCGACCUCAAGAACGAUUAGGCAGUUUCUCCAGCACAGGAUCGAAGAUGGCUGGGUGGCAGCUGUACAGAACUCCUCAAAAAACUCUGGCAGUGGUAUCUGACAUACUAUUAUCCUUUCUUUCUUUUUGGCGUGCAUUUUAAUGAAAUCUAAAUGCAAUCAUUACUAGGAUUCAUAUCAUCUCCCUGUUUCAUUGUGAAUCCUAUAACAUUAGGAAGUAACUUCAUUUUAACGUAUGAUGGGAUCAAACAAUUCCAAGCUAAAGUACACGUACCCUGAUCUCUUGGAUUAGGUUUCCUCUCCUCUGACUGGUUUAAGUUGGCUGGGCCUUUCUAUUUCCAAUGUUUUUUUUUUUGUAUUAUUUCCUGAGCUUAAAGGCUUGCCUGGCUUAUUUCGCAUAGCUUUGAUGAAGAAACAGGCCAAUUCAAUCUGCUUUACUUGAAGCAAAGUCUGCUAACUCUGUCUUCUCUAGGUUUUUCGGUUGAUGUAUCAAACCACGAGCUUACACUCUUGAGUAAUUUAAGCCUUGCAGCAAAAAAAAUUAUGUAGCUUGCACUAACAUUUGAACAUGUUUAUCCUUGGUAUAUUUCACAUCCCCAAUAUUGAACAGAUUUUACGAAAUAUUGUCAUGAAAAAAAAUAAAAUUGCAGUGACCUUCUAAAAGAUGUGGCUUGAGGGAUAUAAUCCUCAUAUUCUGGUUUACCUAUAUAUAUAUAUAUAUACACGUUGUUAUGUGAUAAAGAGAAGUAUGUCUCAAAAGUUGCAUCAUAUUCUAUUGUGCAUGUUAUAUUAUAUUAGGAGUUGAUAACCUUUUAGGGCAACAGGAUUGUCAAGGUCUCUGCGUGAUCAAGCUUUUUAAAGCUUUAUCAGUAGACAUGUAAGGGGGAAUCUAGAAGCUCUUAAGGGUAUGUAAUAGCUUUCUGCAGAUGAUUAUAAACUUGGUAGUCUUGUUCCUCCUCCUUUCCCUUUUUAUGAGUUUGAUAUUUUUAAUAGCUCGACAAGGGGGAAUCAGAAUAUUUUUAUAUGGAUUUCUAACUUUGUCUUUGCCUGUGGUUUGGAUAAUACACCGAACAGAUAUCUUGAUCUUUAUCAGCCUCAGCUGAUUGCUACUCGCAGACAUCCUCCCUCAUUCAUAUUUUGAUGAUCUUACCCAAGAACCACCACCACCACCGCAUCUCUCGGCAAAGGGGAAGAAAAAAAAGAGAAAAAAUAAGCUAUUUAAGCACUUUAGUAGGGUAACUCAUGGUCCAAAUUAAAGGAUCUUAUUUUCUUUGACAUGGUGGAUGCCAAAUCAUGCAAUAUUUCAUGCUUGCUGACUUGAAGAAUCCCUUCUUCUACUGCUCAUCACCGUGCUUUGCUGUUGCCAUUCUAGGUACGGUGUGUGGCUUCUGACCUUGAUAGGAAGAGAAUCUGCAGUGGCGGCCGCAAUGGACUUCUUCGCCUGUGGGAAGCCACCAUCAACAUCUGA
Messenger RNA from Spirodela intermedia, 21835 nucleotides. The record is from the annotation of a GenBank genome assembly. NCBI's taxonomy places the organism in Eukaryota, Viridiplantae, Streptophyta, Magnoliopsida, Alismatales, Araceae.